AUGACUUGCUUGGUUAUAACCCUUAUAGCAUUUUUCAAAGUUUCUGAAAUCAGAACCCAACCAGGUCAAAAUAACAUGGCUCUGACAAUAAACUUGCUUUUAGCUCAGUUAAUGCUGCUGGUGGGAGUCGAUCAAUUGGAUUAUCUAUCUAUUAUUCUGAACUCACUGCAGGGAAUCUUCUUGUUUUGGUCAUUUAUUUUAAAUAAAAGUGUAUUAAACAAAUUAAUGUUGUCAUAA
Molecule: messenger RNA, 237 nt
Organism: Patella vulgata (common limpet)
Lineage: Eukaryota; Metazoa; Mollusca; Gastropoda; Patellidae
Exons: 3
Coding region: 1-237 (78 amino acids)
Source: RefSeq, a predicted model, not a curated record